CAGCGGUAAACGAGGCCACGCAUUGUCUGCCCCCCGCCCUCCCUCUGCUUGUCAGGAAGCAAGCUGAUUGGCCGAGGCCUAGCAAAGGGUGCCCGGGGAUCCAAAACUGCAGGCCGCACUUAGCUUACCGUCAAAAAUAAACCAAAACAAUAACAGACAAAAUUGAGAAGGGGGAGAUACACCGAUAGAGUCGGAAGACGACGUUAUAAGGGGGAUUGCUAACCUUGAUGGAAGAAAGCACAUCAAAUAUCUCACUGGUUUUAUUUUAAGGGGUUUGUCAUCCAAUGUGAAGCCCCGUUUGCCGAGUGAAGACAUGGAUCAAGGAGGAGGGGUGUUGGAGCUUCACACUCAGGAGCUGAAGAUGCCCCAUGCUAUGAUCAUGCAAGACUUUGUUGCCGGCAUGGGGGGCCUGGCUCACAUUGACGGUGAGCACAUUGUGGUGUCAGUGCCCGAGGGUAUGCUUCUUUCUGAUGUGAUGACAGACGAGGGCAUCCUUCUGGAACAUGGUCUUGAGGUGGAAGGCCUAGAGACUCAGGUGGUACAUGGCCUGGAGACGGAGGUGGUGGAAGGACUUGAAACAGAAGUGGUGGAAAGCCUACAUGCAGAUGUAGAGGGCUUGGAGGCAGAAGUGGUUGACGGGCUGCAGACACAUGUGGUAGAGCUGGAGGCUGAGGUUGUCGAGGGCCUAGAAGGCGAGGUGGAAGUUGAUAGCCUGGAAGCGCACGUGGUAGAGGGCCUGGAAAGUGAGGUGGAUGUUGAGGACCUGGAGGCUCACGUUGUUGAGGGCCUUGAGGAGGAGGUGGAAGUGGAGGGUUUAGAAGCUGAGGUUGUGGAGGGCCUGGAGGUAGACGUGGAAAGUCUGCAAUCUCAAGGAGUAGAGGCCCAUGAAAUCACCAGCGAAGACAUGGUGGCCUCUGAACACAGUGUGAUUAUGCCUGAGAAUAUCUUGGGCACAGAGGUUGCAAUAGAGGAAGCGCUGGACGCCCAUCAUCAUCACCACGUCCUCACCUCAGAUCUCAUUCAGGACACAAACCACCACCAUGAUGACAUGCCAGACCAGGUGUUUGUGGCAGAGCUACUGUCUGAGCACCAGGACAACACUCUGGACCACCAGCUUGUAUCAGAGGGUCUGAUGGUGACAGAGGCCAACGCUGAGACAAUAAUCCACGAGCAGCUGCCAACAGAGGCUGUUCCUCUUCAAACAGAUGAGGAGGAUGAUGCAAGAAGCAGCUCAGAGGAUUACCUCAUGAUCUCCUUGGAUGAGGUCGGAGAGAAGUUGGACAUUGGAGACACUCCCCUUGAGAUCAGCACUGAGGUAAUGGAAGACAAGGAGUCUAAAGAGGAGGACGGCUCUGAAGUCAUCAAAGUCUACAUUUUCAAAGCUGAAGCAGAUGAUGAUCUAGGUGGAACAGAGGUAAUAACAGAGGAUGAUUACCAGAAUGGCCAUCCUGAUCUGGAAGCUGCAUCAUCUGGCAGACUUGGAGUUGGCCGUGACAAAAUGGUCUACAUGGCAGUAAAGAACCAGCCAAAAGAGGAAGAUGAUGAUGACGACGACAGUGAAGAUGAUGACGAUGAUGACAUCAGUCAUACUAUCGAUCAGGUGAAGAAUGGAGCAUCUACACCAUUUUUGCAAAUUCGAGAAGGGCUUGGUACUAACCGUGCAAUCAAACCAAAACCGAAGAAGAAGAAAAAAGGAGAGACGAGACAGUGUCAGACUGGUAUGCACAGCUGGAAUGUGCUGGAAUCUGUUAUCAUUGGACCAGAUGGGAUGCCUUUGACCGUCUACCCCUGUCACAUAUGUGGAAAGAAAUUUCGCUCGCGAGGCUUCCUCAAAUGCCACAUGAAGAAUCAUCCGGACCACCUACUCAAGAAGAAGUACCAGUGUACAGAUUGUGACUUCACCACCAACAAGAAGGUCAGUUUCCACAAUCACCUGGAGAGUCAUAAGCUGCUGAGCCACAACAGUGAGCGCUCUCCGGAAUACACAGAGUACACUCGACGCUACCAUGAGUCCAGUCCCUUGGGCUCUGACAAGCUCAUCGUCAAAGACCGGGAGCCCAAACUGCAUCACUGCAAGUACUGCGAUUAUGAGACCGCUGAACAGGGUCUGCUUAACCGUCACCUGCUGGCCGUGCACAGUAAGAACUUUGCUCACGUGUGCGUGGAGUGUGCCAAAGGCUUUCGCCAUCCAUCAGAGCUGAAGAAACACAUGCGGACCCACACAGGCGAGAAGCCCUAUCACUGCCCGCACUGCGAGUUCCGCUGUGCAGACCAGUCCAACCUAAAGACUCACAUCAAGAGCAAGCACGGCGCUGAUCUGCCUUUUAAGUGCAGCCACUGUCCUCAAGCUUACGCAGACGCACGAGAACUCCAGCGCCACAUAGAGAUGGUGCAAGGCCACAAGACCCACCAGUGCCCACACUGUGAGCACAAGAGUACCAACUCCAGUGACCUGAAACGACACAUUAUCUCAGUACACACCAAGGACUUCCCCCAUCAGUGUGAUGUGUGCGAGAAAGGCUUUCACAGGCCCUCAGAGUUGAAGAAACACGCGGAGACACACAAGGGCAACAAGGUGCACCAGUGUCGGCAUUGUAAUUUCAACGCCCCGGACACCUUCACCUUGAGUCGCCACAUCUUGUCCUUGCACACGAAGGACCUCCCUUUUAAGUGCAAGCGCUGCCGGCGAGGUUUCCGGCAGCCUGCUGAGCUGAAGAAGCACAUGAAGACACACAGUGGUAGAAAGGUUUAUCAGUGCCAGUAUUGUGAGUAUAACAGUACGGACGCUUCUGGCUUCAAACGCCACGUCAUCUCCAUUCACACCAAGGACUACCCCCACCGCUGUGACUACUGCACCAAGGGCUUUAGGAGGCCUUCUGAGAAGAGCCAGCACAUAGCCAGGCAUCAUAAAGACAUGUUGAUGUAAUGUCAUUGCACACACACACACUCCUUUCUCCCAAGUAAAUCUGUGUCACACACCUACAGGUAAUUUUAGUGUAUUAACAAAGAAAUGGCGGGUUUAGGCUGUUGAUGAAAACAACAUCAUAAAUGCCGCUCUGUGUUCUGUGUUGUAAUGGGUGUUAACCUCCUCCCUCCAGGAGUAAUACAAGAACACAUUUUAGAUGGGGUUGAAAUCUAAAAAAAAAGUUUGUGUGUACACUGAGUGGGACGUCUGUAAAUCGUGUUUUGUUGCAGAAAAAUCACCUAUGAACAUUUAUUCAGGGUCUCAAAUGUCUAUAUUUUUAUACCCACUCAGCUGAAAUGCUGCAAGAUGAUGACUGUGUCCUGUAAAACAGAAAGCGUUGCUUCAAGUGCUUCAUGCCAGUUCUUCAGAUUAUGUGGAAUGAGUACUGGAGAAGUUUCCCUCCAAAGUACCAACUAGUAUCUCUUUUCAUUAUUAACCAGCUUUUACCCUGACAUCCGUUUUCAAUGUCAUCUGGUCUUUGAGGGGACAGGGCCAUUUAUCAGUUUAUCAAUGGUUUUGAGUGAUGUACACACACAUUGCGCACCUUAAAAAGAUAUAAUAAAUCUAACAUUUGGACUUCCAUCAUUUGGAUUUUCCCACCAAGUCUGAACACUUGGAACAUCAUUCAAAUCAAUCGUGUAUAACAUAGGAUAUAUUCUCUGAAAUGUGUCAUAUAAGUUGAGUGGGCAGUGUAAAACAAAGGAGGAUAAAUGGUGCAGCUGGUAUUUUAGUACAAUACCCCUUUAGUGUACACAACACAUUUGUGACACAGCUCUGGUUUGAUGAUGAACAGGUGUAUUAUUCUAUCACUUGACAGAUGGUUGGCUUCACGUUUGAUAACCCCUGGAGUUGCGAUACCUGACUGCCAGUGUAAGCUGCGUAUGUGUGAUGUUACACAGAUGUGAUCCGUCAGCUAACCAUUUAAUUGCAAUCAUGCCUUACAUCUGUCACUCUUUAUCCCUUAUAAGCACUGAUGAACACAGCUAAUGAGAAAAUAAGUGAUUUUAACUCUCAAACAUACUGCAUCAAUACCAUUCUCCCAGAGAUUGUGUGUUUGAGUCAGUAGAAAGCACUUUAUUAACUUUUUUUUUUUUUGUAUUUUAAUGAAAUGUGUGCAUACACACCCACACGCAUAUAUAUUAAAAAAAAACCCUAGAUGAUAAAUUACAGAGCUUUGUGAGUUGGUAACGGUAAACAUUGUUUUUGAGUGUUAUCGCUAGCAAAUGGGCGUGAUCCAUCACUGCAUCAGAACUGAAUUGUGCUUGAAAGUGGUGGGUGAAACCAUUUAUUGUUUUGUUCUAUGGAUAAUGAUUGGGUUUUGUGUUUUCUUUGUGCUCACUAACAAGUUUCCCAGACCCUCGUCCUGCAGUCCUAAAUAACCCGACCCAUUGUUCCCUUCAAGUCAGUGGUCAUCAUAUUGGCAUUAGUCUUUAAAGUAUGCACAUAUGCUGUCUCCAUGAAAUUAAUUGUGGUAUAUAUUAAAAAAUCCCUGCAUUUCGUGUAUCUUAGUCAAUAUUUUCUUUCAGUCUGAAUGUGGAUAAACUACUGGUGGGGAAGAACCAAAAUAAACAAUUAUCUUUUUA
Molecule: messenger RNA, 4548 nt
Organism: Notolabrus celidotus (New Zealand spotty)
Lineage: Eukaryota; Metazoa; Chordata; Actinopteri; Labriformes; Labridae
Gene: znf711
Product: zinc finger protein 711
Exons: 8
Coding region: 314-2926 (870 amino acids)
Biological process (GO): regulation of transcription by RNA polymerase II
Cellular component (GO): nucleus
Molecular function (GO): metal ion binding; DNA-binding transcription factor activity, RNA polymerase II-specific; RNA polymerase II transcription regulatory region sequence-specific DNA binding
Source: RefSeq, a predicted model, not a curated record